AUGGCAGAAGCUUACGCUCUGAUUGGGUCAGCCAAGAGCCAACAGAGAAGUUUCGCUGAAUCAAUCCGGUGUUUUCAAAAAUGCCUGGAUAUAUGCGAAGAUUUAGGAGAUACUCGCUUCAAAAUCAAGACCUACGGACACAUGGGCGCAGUGUACAGAAAUCUUGGACAAAUUCGUCAAGCUAUAGAGUGCUUCGAAAAAGAACUUCACCUUGCAAGAGAGAGAGGAGACAUGGAUCUGGAAUUUCACGCUCACACUAAUUUGGGACUUUGCUACCGCGAUGUCGGGGAAUACUCUCGGGCUCUUGGCUGCUACGAAAAAUCGCUUGAUGUUGCUAUGGCGACAGGAAGUAGGCAAGACGAGUGCGGCACUUACGCUAAUUUGAGUAAUGUGUAUCGUUACCUUGGUAACGCGAGGAAAGCUCUGAUAUAUGCAAAGAAGUCUCUCGAGUUGUCUAAAGUGUUAGGGGACCUCAGAGGGCAGUUUGCCGCCAACGGUGGAAUGGGAAACGCCUACUGCACAUUGGGUGAUAACCAAGCCAGUUUAACCUGCUUUCAAGAGAACGCCAAUCUUGCCAGGAAAAUUGGAGACAAAGCGCUGAUUGCUCGUGCAGAGUACAGCUUAGGGCUCGCUUCUCGGUUCAGCGAAGACUACAGAAAAGCACUUACUCAUCACAGGACAGCUGAACGCCUGUUUAAGGAAUCUGGAAUGAGGCUGCCUACUUAUCACGCCAUGUUAGGCAGUGCCUACUGUCUGCGCAUGUUACAGGAGUACAAAGCGGCUGGUAGCAUUUACCAAGAAUGCAUUAAUGAUUAUGAAGAACUGCGCUCGCACCUGGGAAAUCAAGAAAAUCUUAAAGUUUCAAUCGGGGAUUUGCAUGUCAUUGUGUACAAAGCUCUUGCUUACACGAUGCUUCAAGAUGGCGAAGGAAGGGAUGCUUUGUUGGUAGAAGAUCGCGGGCGUGCCGUGGCAUUGAAAGAUCUUCUAUACCAUAAGUUUGCAGUGAAGUCAGUAUACAAGCUAAUUAAGGAGCAGGGCACAGAAGAUGCUAAACGUGUUUCCAGGUUUGUUGAUAAACUGCGAGAGGAUGAUGAACUGACUACACUUUUCUACUCAUUCUUCAAUGGUCAGAUGUGUAUCUGGGUUGUUUCAAACACCUGCGUGGACUGGGUACGACCAUGGGGAGAGAAAGAAACUGAAAAGUACUGGGCGCUAAUGAACCUUGUUGAUACGUCACUAACACAGAUCAGAGAGGAACUGAAAGGAGAAGUUGAAGACAGAGAGAUAUCCGCUUCCGAAGCAGACGAUUACGAAGAUGUUUUUGCUGUCCACGAGUCAGCGUCAGUACCCUGGAUUCAUCCGGUUAGACAUUCAGGAAAUUUCAAAGAUUUUGAAGUAGAUUCCAGCAGAAAGGGUGUUCCAAAGAGUUGCGUGAAAACUAAACUCAGUGAUGUCUCUGACCAAGGCAAUCCUCUACGCCAGUUAUACAACAUCCUGAUCAAACCAGUUGAGCAUCUCAUCCGAGGAAACAAGCUGUUGAUCAUUCCAGAAGCCGCCCUCUAUCGACUUCCUUUUUCUGCUUUACUGGAUGGUGGAGCAAUUUUUCUUUGCAAGAAGUAUAGUGUACAAAUGUGUACCUCACUCGAGACAUUGGCGAUUAUUUCUGAGCGUUCCAAGCAAGAUUGCCAGGGUGGGGCCCUUGUGAUUGGUAAUCCACUAGUAGGGCGUGUCUGCCGGAGAGGUGAAGAGGUUAACCCCUCUGGCCUACCUGGGGCGCAAAGAGAAGCUGAGUUAGUUGGAUCUCUCCUCAAUUCUGCUCCCCUCAUACAGCGCAUGGCUACCAAGUCCGCCGUUAUGAAACGUCUUUCUAAAGUAAGCAUAGUUCACAUUGCUGCCCAUGGGGAUCCGGUCAAAGGCGAGAUUGUUCUCGCGCCAGAUCCAGACCCCGCUCGAAAUAACCGCCUGCCUACCGAGGAUGAGUAUAUGUUGACAUGCGCAGAUAUAGCCUCGUUGAGCCUGCGAGCUCGUCUGGUAGUUCUCAGCUGCUGUCAAACUGCACAAGGAGACAUACGGGCCGAAGGGGUUGUGGGUAUUGCUCGCUCAUUCUUGGGGGCUGGUGCGAGAGCAGUGGUUGUGUCUUUGUGGGCUAUCGAUGACGAAGCCACUUUAUCUUUCAUGGAACUGUUUUAUAAUCACCUGACCAAACAAGGACUCUCUGUGUGUCAAGCGUUACAGCGAAGCAUGUUAACUCUACAAGGGAGAGAANCUACCUGGGGCGCAAAGAGAAGCUGAGUUAGUUGGAUCUCUCCUCAAUUCUGCUCCCCUCAUACAGCGCAUGGCUACCAAGUCCGCCGUUAUGAAACGUCUUUCUAAAGUAAGCAUAGUUCACAUUGCUGCCCAUGGGGAUCCGGUCAAAGGCGAGAUUGUUCUCGCGCCAGAUCCAGACCCCGCUCGAAAUAACCGCCUGCCUACCGAGGAUGAGUAUAUGUUGACAUGCGCAGAUAUAGCCUCGUUGAGCCUGCGAGCUCGUCUGGUAGUUCUCAGCUGCUGUCAAACUGCACAAGGAGACAUACGGGCCGAAGGGGUUGUGGGUAUUGCUCGCUCAUUCUUGGGGGCUGGUGCGAGAGCAGUGGUUGUGUCUUUGUGGGCUAUCGAUGACGAAGCCACUUUAUCUUUCAUGGAACUGUUUUAUAAUCACCUGACCAAACAAGGACUCUCUGUGUGUCAAGCGUUACAGCGAAGCAUGUUAACUCUACAAGGGAGAGAAGAGUUUAAAAGGAUCUCUGACUGGGCCCCAUUUUAUGUUAUUGGAGAAGACGUGAAGUUCAGUAAUGAAGAAAUGGAGCAAUGGAGGAAUAAAGCCGCCCCUGGCAACAAAAACUAA
This is a messenger RNA of Porites evermanni, 2884 nucleotides long. The record is from the annotation of a GenBank genome assembly. Lineage: Eukaryota; Metazoa; Cnidaria; Anthozoa; Scleractinia; Poritidae.